Molecule: messenger RNA, 4390 nt
Organism: Mauremys reevesii (Reeves's turtle)
Lineage: Eukaryota; Metazoa; Chordata; Testudines; Geoemydidae
Gene: IQCE
Product: IQ motif containing E
Exons: 24
Coding region: 231-2531 (766 amino acids)
Molecular function (GO): protein binding
Source: RefSeq, a predicted model, not a curated record
UGCAGUGAUGACACCUUACUAUACAUUCUUAAUAUGAUGUGCCUGGGAUUGUGCAUGCUGUGGUGACACCAAGGGGCUUUGACAUCAUGGAGUGUGAUAAGGAACUAUCUAGCUCAGUUCCUAUUUUGGCUCCCAUCACCAUAGUUUCUGAGCACCUCUUGAGAAGACUCCAGUGAUAUUGUGCUCUUCCUUCCCCGCUGACAAGAGACGGGGUUAAGUUUUUUUUCUAAAUGGAUGUGAUGACAGUGUCAUGCACUGAGGGAGAUGACAGUCUGUCUGCUGUAACCUAUGAAUCUGACACAGAGAUGAAACGGAAGAAGAAAACUUCUCAUAAACCUCCAAAGUCACCAAAAUCUCCAUAUAUCUCCAGCACAUACCUGCAUCCUAAAAAGGCUGCAGUUUGGAGGUCCUUGAAGGGAACAGGGAUCAUACACCAUGAGAACCCAAUGGCUAGAACACCAAGGCAGAUGUGGCUAGGAUCUCUGAAGCAAGCAGGUAUGAGCCAGGCCCUGAAAUCAGACUUUGAUGUGGCACAUGCACGGACUAACCUUUCCAGCAGCACUCCAGAAUAUCUAAAGGAAGCUCUAGGCAUGAAAAAGCCAAAGCAUGCUCGUUCUUCUAGCAAUGGCUACAUCCCUGGAACACCUGACUACAAAGAAAAGGAAGAUAUGUAUGAUGAGAUUAUUGAACUGAAGAAGACAAUACAGGUUCAGAAAAGUGAGGGGGAUCGGAUGAAAACAAAGAUCCGACGACUGGAGGAGGAGAACAACAGGAAGGAUCGACAAAUUGAGCAGCUGUUGGAUCCUUCCAGGGGCUCUGAUUUUGCCCAGACUUUGGCAGAGAAGAACGAUACUAGAUGGGUAAUCAAUGGGCUGAAGCAGAAGAUUCUCAAGCUGGAACAGCAAUGCAAAGAGAAAGACAACACUAUCAAUAAAUUCCAGACAGAUGUGAAGACCACUAAUUUGGAAGAGAUGAGGAUUGCUAUGGAGACCUACUAUGAGGAGGUACAUCUGAUUCGUCGUCUCCAAACCCUGCUGGCAAAAUCUGAGGCUGUGGGGAAAAAAUCCCUUCCAGAGAGCAGAGAAUCCCAGAAACGGCUGAAGGUGCUGAAUGCUGCUGUUCUGCGAUUAUCCAAAAACAUCAAAGAGCUGCAGGAUGAAAAUAAGAGCCUGAAAGCAGAUCUAGACCGAGUGCUGAGCAGUUCCCCAGCUUCCACCAAAACAAAAAAUUACAAUGAGUGGAGCAGACAGAGGCUGGUGAGGCGGAUUUCAGAACUGGAAAAAGAAGUGCAUGAGAUGGAGAACAACAGAUUGCAGUCAUCAGCUAAUGGCACAUCACCAUUGCUUGCUCUGCCACCUUCAGCUUCUGUACAGCUGGAUCAGCCAGACACUCAAGAACCUGAUCCCCUUGAAGAAUGUGAGCGUCUCCAAGGGCUAGUGAAAAAACUGAAAGGUGAUAGGAGUGCACUUCAAAAUCAACUGGCCAGCAAAUAUGAAGUAAAGGAGUCGACGGGAGAGCGAUCGACAGUCGAUUUAGCAGGUUUCACUAGACCCGCUAAAACGACCGCUGAUGCAUCGAUCGCCACAACGUUGAUCCUCCGUUCAGAGGUGAAGCAAUUACAGCAAGCAAAGACUGAAUUGGAGAGGGAACUGCAAAAGCUGCAGGAGAUGGAGAAAGAAAAGAGUGAAAAAGAGGAGACUUUGAGGGAGGAAAUCCAGAGCCUUACACACAAAGUGAGAGAACUGGAGGCGGAACUACAUGAAGACAAGAGACAAACUGCAGAUGAUACCAUGGAAACGCCAAACAAGCCUUCAUUUGCCUGCUUUCAUCAGGGCAAAGAAGACAACAGGAAGGAACAAGCAGCCAAACUCAUCCAGAGCCAGUGGAAGGCAUACAGAAACAAGAAAGAAGAAAUUGCUCUGGAUCAGGCGGCUGUUGUGAUUCAGGCAGCUUUCAGGGGACAUUUAGCUCGGCAGAAAUUGUUAUUGAAUAACACACUCAGGCGAAAAUCUCCCGCCAUGCAUAGCCUUGGAAAUAAGGGCCCCAACAUGUCUCACGGGUCCAGCCCUUUGAGCUUGUCUUCUGACUUCAAGGAGGAUGAGGAGGUUGUGACAUUCAUCCAAUCAGUUUUCAGGGCUCACUUAGCACGUAAAGGAGAGCAUGAGGAAAGGUCCUCUGUCUCCAGAGCUUCAAGUGAAAGAACAUUCCCUGCUGUUUCCAAUAGGAAGAAGAAACAAAUCUCAUCAGCACUCAGGAAACCUUUAUCUUCAGCCUUCACAUCAACCUCUCCCGAUGAUGAAGACAGUGAAGUGACCAGUGAAGAAGUUGUGGAGGAACUUACUGCUGAAGGGGGAGAGAGGAGAUCAAGGGAUCACAAACUUUCCUCCUUGCAGCCCUCUUCUGUCUUGUCCUCCCAGGACCAGUUGCAGCCCAUAUUCUCUCCGCCUUUGGAUGAGGCUCACUCAGACGAUUCGGAUGAUAAUGUAGUCUCUCCAUCCCUGCUGGUGAAGAAAAAUUACUCCCACUUCUAAGUUCGGGGGGGUUCUUCUCAUUCCCUUCUGCAGGCCUGGCUCACAAACAAAAGAAAAUGUUUUCUUCUUUCUGGCAAGAUAAAGCAAGUAGAGGGUUAAAAGGGGCAAUGUCACCUUAAAGCCAUUGUUAUUUCAGCCAUGAAAAAUCAUUCAGUUUUAUAUAACCUCUCUACUGACUGUAUCUCUCUAACCUCAUUACUGUAUUUCUUUCCUGUUCUUAUUGAGAAUGGGGGAAUUACACUGUUCAAUAGUUGUGCAUCAGCAGGAUCCUUACAGUGCUUUGAUGUGCAUAACGCUUCACAGUUAGGAAAGAAGAGAAGGUCCUUGCCCUAGAGAGUUUACAAUCUAGAGGCCCAAUCCUGCAACUGUUGUCCAGUUUUUACUCAUGUGAAUAGUCCCAUUGACUUUAAUGUAGAGUAGAUGUGGCUACAAGAGAUGAAGAUAGAGAUAGGAAGGAACUGCAUGCAUUGGGCAAGAGGAUGCAUGCACAGUGUUCUCGAAUGCAUGUUUGUGAUCAUCAGCUUGUCUGUGCUGAGCGAAACCAAUGUCAUAAGAUCCUCUCUAUUUAUUUAAUAGAUACUUAAUUUUAUUUUUUUGUGCUAAAUAUAUCCAUUAUGUGCAGAACUUAGUUUAAGGCUUUUAGAAAGCUAUCUCUGUCAUAAGUGUAUUAUACCAUAAGUGUGUCUGCAGUUGAACUUAAAUUAUUGCAUUUACCAAUUAUGUAUUUUAUAGUACGUAUUGUGUACUGCAUUGUCUGUGAAAUAUGUAACCAUGUAACCCAUUACAUUUACUAUAAUAGUAUCCAUGGAGAGAAUGCAUAAUGGUGGGGAGUGUUGUGUGAGGGAUCCUUCGAUAUGUAAGUGGAGCAAAGCAGAACCACAAGUGGAUUAUGCAAGGUUAUCUUUAAUGUGUGAAAAUAUUUCACAGAGGAAAUACACUGUUAUGUGUUCUGUUUUAGCUUACUGUACUUUUCAAUGUCUGAAAUGUCAUCUAUACAGAUGGCUCAAUCUGCUGAACACUACUGUAUUAUAAAAUCUGAAAUUAUUUUUCACCUGUAUGUCAUCUUCUAUCUGAGGUUCAUAACAUGAUUUAUAAACAUUAAUGAAUUUUUCACCCCUGUGAAGGAGGUAAAGAUUAUUAUCAAGAAACUGUGGCACAGAGUGGUUAAGUGACCUACCCAAGGCCACACCGACUUUCUGUUGCGCUCUUGAUUCUCAGUCCUCUAUCUAACCUUGUCCCAUGUUUCCUCCAUAGUGGCAGAGAAGUCGAGCUGUCAAUAAAUCACAGGACUGCUUACACACACAUGCAAUUUGUGGGGCGUGAAAAGGAAUAUUGCAUUCUAAUGCUGACUGUAACUAAAGAAAAUAUACUUUUUAAAUGCGCCUUCAUUCAGUGUUGAUUGAGCAGGAGUACAAAUAGAUGUCGCAUACAUCAGAAAGCAGUCGCAUGUUUGUAAAUAUUCUGUAAAUAUGUUCGGUAACUCAAUAGGAUUCUUAGGGAGUCCACCCAUUCUCCUGAGUAGAGGGCUAACACUGCAUUUAGUUGCUGCUUGCUAAGGAUGUCAUCCAGGCGUUCUUGAGUCCCUUGUACACCCAAACCACACGUCUAGAUAUAAGAUUUUUAUCACAUUCUCUCCCUCCUUCUCUUUUUUAAAUUAAAAGUCAGUCAGCAUUGUUAUGCUGAAUACUAAUAAGUCAGUUCUUCAUUGCAAUCAGGAGACUGAGACUGUGCUUUAUCUGAGGUUUAUCAUAGUCCAUGCCAGUACUUUCAGCCAAAGAGGAAACUGGAUGGCUGCAGCACAGUGCAGCUGAUUUCAUUUAAUUCCAUCAGUGGAAAUGCUGUCUGCACUAUUUCCAGCA